Melozone crissalis (California towhee) is the source of this 3494-nucleotide messenger RNA. It is a transcript of the gene SMARCC1, whose product is annotated as SWI/SNF related, matrix associated, actin dependent regulator of chromatin subfamily c member 1. Gene Ontology annotation, biological process: positive regulation of DNA-templated transcription. NCBI's taxonomy places the organism in Eukaryota, Metazoa, Chordata, Aves, Passeriformes, Passerellidae. Gene Ontology annotation, cellular component: SWI/SNF complex; npBAF complex; nBAF complex. The transcript is spliced from 28 exons. Gene Ontology annotation, molecular function: histone binding; nucleosomal DNA binding. Bases 28 to 3336 code for a protein of 1102 amino acids. The record is from RefSeq and is a predicted model, not a curated record.
GGCGGGGCGCGGGCCGGGGCGCGGCGCAUGCGCGGCGCGGGGCGCGCGGGGACAAUGGCGGCGGCGGCGCUGGCGGCGGGCGGAGGCCCCGGGAGCGGCCCCGCGGCGGCUCCGGCGGGCGGGCCCGGCCCCGCGCUGGCCGCGGCGCGCCGCAAGGACGGCGGCCCCGCCGGCAAGUUCUGGGAGAGCCCCGACACCGUGUCCCAGCUCGACUCGGUCCGCGUGUGGCUGGGGAAGCACUACAAGAAGUACGUUCAGGCAGAUGCUCCUACCAAUAAAACCUUGGCUGGGCUGGUGGUGCAGCUGCUGCAAUUCCAGGAAGAUGCCUUUGGAAAACAUGUCACCAAUCCUGCCUUCACAAAGCUUCCUGCAAAGUGCUUCAUGGAUUUCAAAGCUGGAGGUACAUUAUGUCACAUUCUUGGUGCUGCUUACAAAUAUAAGAAUGAACAGGGCUGGAGGAGGUUUGACCUGCAGAAUCCCUCGCGGAUGGACCGGAACGUGGAGAUGUUCAUGACCAUUGAGAAAACACUGGUGCAGAACAACUGUCUGAGCAGACCAACCAUCUACCUCAUUCCCGACAUGGAGCUGAAGCUGGCCAACAAGCUGAAGGACAUUGUCAAGCGUCACCAGGGAACAGUCACUGAAGAGAAAUCCAAGGCCACCCACCACGUGUAUCCAAGUCCUACCUCAGUGGAUGAUGAUGAGUGGUUGAGACCUGUGAUGAAAAAGGACAAGCAGGUGCUGGUACAUUGGGGCUUUUUUCCAGACAGCUACGACACCUGGGUCCAUGCCAGCGAGAUCGAGGCGGAAAUCGAGGAUGCUCCCAUCCCUGAGAAACCCUGGAAGGUCCAUGCCAAGUGGAUUCUGGACACGGAUGUGUUCAAUGAGUGGAUGAAUGAGGAGGAUUAUGAGGUGGAUGAGAACAGGAAAUCCGUCAGCUUCCGCCAGAGGAUCUCCAUGAAGAACGAGGAGCCCGUGAGGAGCCCCGAGAGGAGGGACAGGAAAGCAGCAGCCAGCACAAGGAAGAGGAAACACUCCCCUUCUCCACCCCCCACUCCUGUGGAGUCCAGGAAAAAGACAGGGAAGAAAGGGCAAGCAGCUCUCUAUGGCAAGAGGAGGGGGCAGAAGGAGGAGGAUGAGCAGGAGGAUCUCACCAAGGACAUGGAGGAUCCCACCCCAGUGCCCAACAUAGAGGAAGUGGUACUUCCCAAAAAUGUGAACCCAAAGAAGGACAGCGAGAACACGCCCGUCAAAGGCGGAACCGUGGCAGACCUGGAUGAGCAGGAUGAGGAGACAGUGGCGACUGGAGGAAAGGAGGACGAGGACCCCAACAAGGGUGACCAGAGCCGCUCCCUGGACACAGGAGAGGACAAUGUCACCGAGCAGACCAACCACAUCAUCAUCCCCAGCUACGCCUCCUGGUUCGACUACAACUGCAUCCACGUCAUUGAGCGUCGAGCGCUUCCAGAAUUCUUCAAUGGGAAAAACAAGUCCAAGACUCCAGAAAUAUACCUGGCCUACAGGAACUUCAUGAUCGACACGUACCGGCUGAACCCGCAGGAGUACCUGACCAGCACUGCCUGCAGGAGGAACCUCACCGGGGACGUCUGUGCUGUCAUGAGGGUCCACGCCUUCCUGGAGCAGUGGGGGCUCAUCAACUACCAGGUGGACCCCGAGAGCCGCCCCAUGGCCAUGGGCCCCCCCCCGACCCCCCACUUCAACGUGCUGGCCGACACCCCCUCGGGGCUGAUGCCGCUGCACAUCCGCACCCCGCAGGUUCCAGCUGCCCAGCAGAUGCUGAGCUUCCCUGAGAAAAACAAGGAGAAGCCAACUGACCUGCAGAACUUUGGCCUUCGCACUGACAUCUACUCCAAAAAGACUCUGGCCAAGAGUAAAGGUGCAAGUGCUGGCAGAGAAUGGACAGAGCAGGAGACACUGCUUCUGUUGGAGGCCCUGGAGAUGUACAAGGACGACUGGAACAAGGUGUCGGAGCACGUGGGCAGCCGCACGCAGGACGAGUGCAUCCUGCACUUCCUGCGCCUGCCCAUCGAGGAUCCCUACCUGGAGAACUCGGACGCCUCCCUGGGGCCCCUGGCCUACCAGCCCGUGCCCUUCAGCCAGUCUGGGAACCCCGUCAUGAGCACCGUGGCCUUCCUGGCCUCCGUGGUGGAUCCGCGCGUGGCCUCGGCCGCUGCUAAGGCUGCCCUCGAGGAGUUCUCCCGGGUCAGAGAGGAGGUGCCCCUGGAGCUGGUGGAGGCCCACGUGAAGAAGGUGCAGGAAGCAGCUCGAGCCUCUGGGAAGGUGGAUCCCACCUAUGGGCUGGAGAGCAGCUGCAUUGCAGGCACGGGCCCUGAGGAGCCUGAGAAGAUGGAUGGAGCUGAGGAGGAGAAGAUGGAAACGGAGGCAGAGGGGCAGCCAGCAGAGAAGGUGGAGAGCAAAGCCGAGAGCGAGCCUGAGGAAGGGGAGAAGGUUCCGGAAGGGGAGAGCGAGCGCAGCGUGGACAAGGAGCCCGAGAGCGAGGGGGCUGCAGAGCCCAAGACAGAGGAAAAGGAGGCAGAGGAGAACAAGGAGAACGUUGAUGGCAGCAAGGACAAAGAGGCUGAGGCUGGCAAGAAGAAAGUGGAGCACGAGAUCUCGGAAGGAAACGUGGCCACAGCUGCAGCUGCUGCCCUGGCCUCUGCUGCCACCAAGGCCAAGCACCUGGCAGCUGUGGAGGAGAGGAAGAUCAAGUCCCUGGUGGCCCUGCUGGUGGAGACUCAGAUGAAGAAGCUGGAGAUAAAGCUUCGCCACUUUGAGGAGCUGGAAACCAUCAUGGACCGCGAGAAGGAGGCACUGGAGCAGCAGAGGCAGCAGCUGCUCACUGAGAGGCAGAACUUCCACAUGGAGCAGCUCAAGUACGCCGAGCUGAGGGCUCGCCAGCAAAUGGAGCAGCAGCACAGCCAGAACCCCCAGCAGCCCCACCAGCAGCACCCCAGCGGGCCUGGCAUCACCCCCCUGGGGGCACCAGCACACCCGGGGCUGCUGCCCCACCAGCAGCCCCCACCCUACCCCAUGAUGCACCACCAGAUGCCACCUCCUCACCCACCUCAGCCAGGCCAGCUGCCCGGCUCCCUGCUGCCGGGCCAGCCCCUGCCGGGCCGCAUGAUCCCUGCCAGCAUCCACGGCGGCGCCGGGGCCGCCCCGCCCGGCAUGGCCCCGAUGGCCGGCAACCUGCUGGGGCCCAGAGUGCCGCUGGCCGCCCCCAACGGAAUGUACCCCGGCCCGGCGCCGCCGCCCCCCGCCGAAGGAGUGACGCCGCCCCCGGCCGGGGCCCCGCCGGCCUCAGCCGCCCCCUAAGGCGGCCCCGAGGAGGAGAAGGAGCUUCCCGAGCAGCGGAGUGGUGACCAAAAGAGAAUUCCUCAGUUCCCUGCUGUCCCCGGGGCGGGGUCCCCUCCCCUCCCGGCCGUGGGCACGGCUGGCACGGUUGGUGGCACGGUUGGUGGCACGGUUGGUGU